AUGGAUACCAAGGACUGCUCAACAGCUAUUUCUUCUUCAACACCAUGCCAAGGCUGCUCUAGGAUUACAAAUUCUAGGAUCAUCUCUUCCAACACCAGCUGCCAACCACUUGAAACCAACAAAUGCCAACCAACUGGCCGUGUUCUGAGAACUUGGCAGUCCCAGGGCUGCCAACCCACUCCUUGCUUCUGCCCUAUGCCCAUCUGCUUAGUACACAACAUCGAUUGUGGCUGGUGUGGUGAAGGCAUCAACAGCAAUGAGAAAGAGACCAUGCAAUUCCUGAAUGACCGCCUUGCUAACUACCUGGAAAAGGUGCGGAUGCUGGAACGAGAGAACGCAGAACUGGAGUGUAAAAUCCAGGAAGAGUGUAACAAAGAGCUCCCUGUCAUAUGUCCUGAUUACCUGUCCUACUUUGCUACCAUCAAGGAACUUCAGCAGAAGAUCUUGUGUACCAAGGCUGAGAAUUCCAGGCUGGUCUCACAAAUUGACAACACCAAACUGGCUGCUGAUGACUUGAAAGCCAAGUAUGAAGCUGAGGUGUCCCUGCGCCAGCUAGUGGAGGCAGAUGCCAACAGCCUACGGCGGAUCCUGAAUGCACUGACCCUGGACAAAGCUGACCUGGAGGCACGAGUCCAAUCUCUGAAGGAGGAGCUCCUUUCCCUCAAAAGCAACCAUGAAGAGGAAACCAAUUCCUUACAGAGCCAGCUUGGGGACAGACUCAACAUUGAAGUGACUGCUGCCCCCUCUGUUGACCUGAAUCGGGUUCUACAAGAAAUAAGAUGUCAAUAUGAAUCUAUCAUGGAGACAAACCGCAGAGAUGUGGAACAGUGGUUCAACACACAGAUGGAGGAGCUGAACCAGCAGGUGGGGACAAGCUCUCAACAGCAGCAGUCCUGCCAGAAGGAGAUCACUGAACUGAGACGAACCAUGAAUGCUCUGGAGGUGGAGCGACAGGCCCAGCACCGAAUGAGAGACUCCCAGGAGUGCCUGCUGGCGGAGACGGAGGCCCGCUACACAGCCCUGCUGGCCCAGAUGCAGUGUCUGAUCGAUAACCUCGAGGCUCAGCUGGCGGAGAUCCGAUGUGCCCUGGAAAGGCAGAACCAAGAAUACGAGGUUCUGCUGGACAUCAAGUCCCAGCUGGAGUGUGAGAUCGCCACCUACCGCAGCCUGCUGGAGAGCUCAGACAGCAAGCUUUCCUGCAACCCGUGUGUCACUAAGUGUGAGCCUUCAGUUUGCACAACCAUGGAAUGCACUGUCCCAGUUUACACAUCAUCUUCAGCUCUCCAGGGGAUACCCCAGCCUAGCUGCGCCUACAGAGACCUGCCCCGACUACUCGCUAAAAUCCUGACCAUCACCAAGGAGAUUAAGGAUGGGAAAGUCAUUUCUUCUCAUGAGCAUGUGCAGCCUUGCUUCAUCAUCAGAGCAGCCAAAGUCUAA
Messenger RNA from Pipistrellus nathusii (Nathusius's pipistrelle), 1437 nucleotides. The record is from the annotation of a GenBank genome assembly. Lineage: Eukaryota; Metazoa; Chordata; Mammalia; Chiroptera; Vespertilionidae.